AUGAGUUUUACGCCAGGCUUCCAAUCACAUGAGUCCUUGGAAAGCAUUGUACGGUCUGCUUAUACUCAAAUACAGACUCCCGAUCUUUCUCUCUAUUCCCAGAUACCGCUUCACAAAGUUUCUGGAUUGCCUUCUGCUGAAGAAACAAUCUGUUUAUUGUGUCAAAAAAGCAAAUCAAACACUGGGGAUGUUCCAGGGCUAUCCUCAACUCUAUACUCGUUUCAGCUUCGCUCUGUGUGUAAAAUGUACGAGAAAGAAUCCAUGACUCUGCGGCAAUGUGUGCCACAUUUUGUCGAAUUCACAUCUCCUACUGGCUCACGUUAUUUCUUUAAUACAUUGGAAAACACUUUCAACUCAAAUCCCGAGCUAUAUGUUGUACCAAAGGGUGGCAUCUUAGCUGAAAAUAUGGGUUUGGGAAAGACCUUAAUCUGCCUCGCCCUCAUAUGUUUGUCCAAACAUGAAAUCUCUAGUAUUCCUCAUGACAUUAUCCUUGAAGAACCUCCUAAAGGCACAGAUAUUGGAUCUUUUAAAAUGAAACCUUUGAAAACUUUGGCUGAGAUCGCGUUAUCAUCAAUUGCACAAAACUCUUUACCUUGGAAGUAUUUUGCCCAAGACCUACCUUCCGCCAUCGUUCAAAAACUAAAAAAACUGCCGGGGGUUUUUUUUGUCUCACGGGAACCAGUUCAAAGCAAUUUAGGUCUUCGUGUCAGAAAUGCAACUGCUCUCAAACCUUCUAUAUUGAAGCUUGUUUUGACAAGUUCUACUUUAGUGAUUGUGCCCGAAAAUCUUUUGCAUCAGUGGAAUGACGAGACAAAAAAGCAUGUCCGUGUCGAAUUUUUGCGUAAACUUUUUAUAUCAGAUAGAUUCAAAAAUCUGAUGCACUAUGAAAAUGGCGACUACAUGAGAGACCCACCCCAAGAUCCCAUUCUACUCGUUUCUUAUGAUGUCGUCGUCAUCUCAGCGCCUCUUUUUUCAAAAUUAUGUGCUGAUCCUAGCACGGUUUUUAUGAAAAUCUAUUGGAAGCGACUUAUCAUCGAUGAGGGUCACUCUAUGAGCUCUCGCUCGUCCAAUCUAAGUUUAAGUUGUAAGUUGAUACAUGCUGAACGACGUUGGGUUGUCACAGGAACACCCACUUCUGGCCUUACUAAUUUACAUGUGGAUGAGGGUGUGCCAGAAGCUGUUACAGAAAGCCCAAAAAAGAGACGAAAAUACACAGUGAAGGGAAAAUUCAACGUUCGUGAAGAUUUGAACAAGCUCGGAAAUUUGGUUUCCAAUUACUUCAAAAUCGAACCAUUCUAUUCUCAGCCCAGCCUCUGGGGCUCCUCUAUCACCAAAAAUCUUACAAAUUCAAAUCAGUUUACAGCAAAGAUCAGUUUGCAAACGUUAUUGAACUCGCUCAUGGUUCGUCAUACCCAGUUGCAAGUGGAAGCUGAUUUGGUCCUUCCACAACUACACCACGAAGCUGUAUCCUUGAAACCUUCUUACCAAAACAAAUUGGCUAUCAAUCUUUUCACAUCUGUUCUUGCUGUAAAUGCGGUUUCUUCGGAACGAGUUGGAGGAGACUACAUGUUUGACCCCAUGAAUCGGCAACAACUUCAAAAAUUGGUAAGCAACUUACAACUCUCGACAUUCUACUGGACCGGCUUUCAAAUUCUGGAUGUCAAGAGCUUAUUGAAUGUAGCGAACUCCUGCUUGGAAAAAUUGACUCCCAGCGGUGAAGCCUACUACAACCCGGAGGAUCGGCGUCUUCUUGUGUCUUCAAUUCAUGCUGUGAAAGAAGCACUUUGCAAUCCCCGGUGGAGGGCCGCCGCUUCGCUUCACGAAAUGCAGCUAUAUGUGACUAAUUUGCCAAAACCGUAUGUUGAUAAUUUCGCGAUUGGAUCUAUAAAUGACAUUGGCGUUUUUGGUGCUCCUCAAUUGCACGCAAUACAGAAGUUUUUUUACAAAAACCGAUUCAUAUCCUCAAAUGAUGAAUCUGUGCUAGCUUCAAGGUUGAGGGAAAGUUCGAAAGCAUUUUGGAAAGACUAUUGGGUGCGAUCUGAGAAAACGCAAAACAGGAAGUUUUCCAAACCGGAAGCUUUCCUGGAAUUCGAUGCACCCGAAGAAAAGAGAAAAAACGACGUGUUUGAAAAACAAAUAAUAUGUAAGCAAUCUGUUUCCACACGCGAAACUGAUAGUGUGGCACUGGCUUCACAUUCCACAUUCAAGAACAUCUUGGACAAACCCUACCAUUUGAAGGACCAAAUCAAUCCUAAACGAGCUCGAAUCCUUGGAACAGCUUCUUCGAAAUUGUCCUACUUAGCCAGCAAAUUAACUGGACAUCAAAAAGACGGGGUCAAGUCGAUAGUAUUUUUUGAGUACGAAGAUAGCGCCUAUUACCUUACUGAACUCUUGGACGUUUUGGGCAUCAAAUACAUAUUAUACGCUACAUUUGUCGAAGUGGAAAAAAGACCAAACAACUUGAAUGAUUUUGCUUCGCACAGCACUGAGACACAAGGAGGAAUUACUUUGAUUAUGGAUUUGAAGUUGGCCUCACAUAGCUUGACUGUGAUCGCAGCAACCAGGGUAUACUUCAUGAACCCUGUGUGGCAGAGAUCUGUUGAAGCUCAAGCCAUCAAAAGAGCACACCGGAUCGGACAAACAAAAGAGGUCUUCGUGGAAACUUUGGUUUUGCGUGGCACGCUUGAAGAGGAGAUAUACCGACGAAGGAUAGAUGAUGGUUAUGACUUAGAAGCCAGAGAUGUCAAAGGAGGUGAAACUUUUGAAAAGAAAUACGUCAUUGAUGAUACUGGUAUGCAAAACUUCGUAUUGAGGCACGAAUUUCUUUCCGUCGAUAAAGAGGUGCAGGAGCAUGCAGACUUUUCCGAAACUGUGGUUGGUGAAGAUUUGGCUGAUAACAGUCAAGACAAAUCCAUUCUGAAUGCUUCAAAUGCUCCACAAUUUUCACUUCCGUCACACUCUUCAGAUCUAUUAGCUGCAGAAGGACGAAUACAUCGUGCUUGGAACAUGCGUUUGUUCAGCGCAGACAACUUGCAAAAGUUCAACGAAUCUAGGCAAAGCAAGCCUAACUUGGAGCAGCUCAACGUGGAGUUUGUUGAAGGCAAACAUCAGCCGACGGACGUGCACAUAAAUGCUGGUUCAUCAAGAAAGCGUGUCAGGUUCUAG
Metschnikowia bicuspidata var. bicuspidata NRRL YB-4993 is the source of this 3165-nucleotide messenger RNA. RefSeq lists its product as uncharacterized. The record is from RefSeq and is a predicted model, not a curated record. The transcript has a single exon. NCBI's taxonomy places the organism in Eukaryota, Fungi, Ascomycota, Pichiomycetes, Serinales, Metschnikowiaceae. Bases 1 to 3165 code for a protein of 1054 amino acids. Gene Ontology annotation, molecular function: ATP-dependent chromatin remodeler activity; ATP binding.